AUGGCUCCAAGCGUUGAAGUGAUCGGCCUCGGACUCGGGCGAGAGGCGCUUGCGUCUCGAUUCUACGGCCCCGGGUUCAUUGCCUGCUGGUAUGUCCUGGUCAUAUGCGUAGCCCUGUCCUGGUUCUUCAACACAUGGCAGCGUUUUCGGAUCACAAAUGAACUCAUCGCGGUGGUGGUCUACCCGAUCGCCGCCAGCGCUCACCUCCUCUACCAGACCAUCCGCUUCCCAUCAGCCAGGAGCCAGUACCUCGCCAAUAACCUGGCCAACAUUCUCAUGCCCGAGGUGAAUGGCCCGGUUUCAGCGGGUACCGAAUCCGGGGUCUACGUGCUCGAUGUCUCGAUGGAGGGCCGAGAGACGAUAUUCCCUCUGGUCGCAUCCAUCAACGCGGCGUUGCGCAUCGCGGACAACUGCAUUUAUUUGUGUCUCGUCUCUCUGGUUCUGGUAAUCCUCGCUCACCAUACCCCCCCGAAGCCACCGCAGUUUCCCCACCGUCGUCUCCUCGGAGUCCUGCUUGUCAGCUUAUUCUGGGCAUGGAUCACGGAGGUGGUCCUUUUUGUCAAGCUCCUUGUUUAUGCGAGCCACGGCCUGCUGCCCGUCCACUACUCAAUUCUGCAUCAUCUCACGUUCCCUGUGUAUCUUGCCGCGGCCCUGCUGCUCGUGCCCGUGCCGCUCAUGCCCAUAGGUGUCGUCGUGCAGUGUCUCAUAGUGGCUUCAAAGCAACCAAGCCCAUGGAUGUAUUUUGAUCAGCUGCGUUCGGACGCCAUGAAGUCAUGGAGAAUGGCGAAGGGGGAGGGGCGGGACACCGCUUUCCGGCUGGUCCUGGAUGUUACCAAAUUCACGUGCGUGGCGGUCUUCCUCUACGGUGUCUUACUGUGGCUCGAGUAUACUGCAUGGGUGAUGUUUCCGAUACAGAUCCUGUUUCCGGAUGUGAGAAUAUCUGUGACCGAGUUCGACCAGGCUGCAGUCCUGGUGGGGGGCGUACUAGUAUUGUCAAGAAACGUUUACAAGAUCACAGCGGCGUAUGUAAGGGAAAACGGCAAAAGUUGA
Molecule: messenger RNA, 1050 nt
Organism: Clonostachys rhizophaga
Lineage: Eukaryota; Fungi; Ascomycota; Sordariomycetes; Hypocreales; Bionectriaceae
Source: the annotation of a GenBank genome assembly